Messenger RNA from Vairimorpha ceranae, 486 nucleotides. RefSeq lists its product as hypothetical. The record is from RefSeq and is a predicted model, not a curated record. The transcript has a single exon. The annotation marks the transcript as partial. Lineage: Eukaryota; Fungi; Microsporidia; Nosematidae.
UUUGCACGGAAUUCAAAUUUUGAUGAUAAUUUUGCGCGAUUAUUAUUAUAUACUAAUUAUGUAUGGAGAAAUGCUAAAGAAUCUGAUAUUUUACAACAAGUUCGAUUUAGUAAAGAUAAGGAAAUUGUGUUUGUUGAUAAAAAAGUUCUAAAAAUGUUACACAAUAUUCUUAAUAAUUUUUUUAGAACGGAUCAGGAAAUUCAAAUAUCUUUAUGCGAUAUUUUUUUUAAAAAUAAUUUUUUUAAGGAUGGAAGUAAUUAUAAAGUAUAUGCAGAUCCUGCUGAGAUAUUUAUAAUACAAAAUAAUGUUGAUUACUUUCAAAACAUUUUUGAUUCCUUGAAAUAUAGAUUUGAUGAAGAGACGCAAAAUCUAUUAAAAAACAAAAAUAUUAUACUGUCAGGCGGAGUGCCUGCUUCUCUAAUCGAGUUUAUUGGUGCUAAACUUGUUGCUUUUGCUAUGGAAAGUAAUUUAUCAACAUCUGAAUAA